AUGCGAUUAUCCCUGCCCAAAGCUGAACUGAGUGUAGAGCCAAACCCUGUGUACCCUGGAGAGACAGUUACUCUGAAUCUGACAGUAUCUGGAACUAUCAGUGAUUAUCAGCCGUCGACAUCACUGACUUCAGACAAAGAGAACAUAUUCACAGGAGACAGAGUGACACUGAGCUGUACUGCAGAGUCUCCUGGAUGGAAGUUUUACUGGUACAGACACAGACUAGACUCUACACCAGAAACCACAACCUCUGGAUACGCCUACGCACUCAGCUGGGUCAGGGUCUCUGAUGGAGGACAGUACUGGUGCAGAGCUGGGAGAGGAGACCCAGUCUACUACACCCUGUACAGUGAACCAGUCCAGAUACAUGUUACUGAGAGGCCUGUUGCUGUUCUGACCCUCCAACCCAACUGGACCCAGAUAUUCAUUAGAGAGACUGUUACUAUGAGAUGUGACAUACAGGGAGGAGGAGACUCUGACUGGAACUACAGAUGGUAUAAUAAUAGUCAGUUAGUGAUCCCCUUUAACACAAAGCCUGAGUACAGAAUCAGUCCUGUCUACUGGUCUAACAGUGGUUCAUAUACCUGUGAGGGUGUAAAGGGAGACAAGUUCUCCAAGAUCAGUGAUGCUGUACAACUGACUGUCUGUUCAGAUCUGCAGCCUUCAGUGUCUCUCAGAAUAAGUCCCAACACAACUCAACACUUUAGAUCAACGUCUCUCUCACUGAGCUGUGAGGAGAAGGUGAACUCUACCAGAUUGAGACUGAAGAGAUACACAGACAGAGGAGUAGAGUCAGGGUGUGUCUCUAACUGGGGAUCAAUAACAGGGUCUACAUGUACCAUCAGUUACUCAGACACAUGGUAUAGUGGAGUGUACUGGUGUGAGUCUGGAUCAGGAGAGUACAGUAAUGCUGUCAACAUCAGUGGCUGGUAUGUCUAUUAUGGUGAUAUGAUCCUGGAGAGCCCUGUUCAUCCCCUGACUGAAGGAGAUCUGUCUCUGCGCUGCAAAUACUGGACAACCAGCUCAAACAUCAAGGCUGAUUUCUACAAAGAUGGAAGACUCAUCAAGAAUGAGACCACAGGAGAGAUGACCAUCCCUACAGUAUCCAAGUCAGAUGAAGGAUUCUACACAUGCAAAUACCCUGACAAGGGAGAAUCACCAGAGAGCUGGAUGACAGUAAGAGUCGUAGCUCCUGGAUCCUCUACAUCAGUCCUAGUAGGAGUGGUUGUGGGUCUGGCUGUUGCUGGUGUUCUACUGGUCAUUCUCCUCGUCCGGCUGUGUCGAUAA
This is a messenger RNA of Oncorhynchus gorbuscha (pink salmon), 1287 nucleotides long. Its product is annotated as high affinity immunoglobulin gamma Fc receptor I-like. Lineage: Eukaryota; Metazoa; Chordata; Actinopteri; Salmoniformes; Salmonidae. Gene Ontology annotation, biological process: cell surface receptor signaling pathway. The record is from RefSeq and is a predicted model, not a curated record. Gene Ontology annotation, molecular function: transmembrane signaling receptor activity.